AUGAGCCGCGCUGCGGAGGCCUACUACGAGCACAAGGCUCGCGAGACUGAGGAGUCUGACGAACGGGCGAAACGCCCAGGACGUAGACAGACCUUCACUAAGCCCAGCUCCAACCUUCUGCAACGUUACUCGGGCCUCUUAGACGACCGAACUGCGUCCAUACGCGACUUGGAGUAUGGGGCUCCUCUGGUUCACUUCGAAGUGCUGGGUCUGCACAAGCCCAUAGUCGACGCGAUGCAUGCUGCCUUCCCUCAUGUUACGCAUCCCACGGAGAUGCAGACGCGUCUGAUACCUGCUAUACUCAGUGGGAAGGAUGUCAUACUGAAGGAUGACACAGGGACUGGGAAAACCUUCGGCGCUAUGCUAGCCCUGCUGAGCAAACCUCGCACCAAGUACCGCGUUAGGAACGCUCAAGGAAGGACCAUCGAGAAGGACACCGUCACCUCCCUCAUGAUUGUUCCCUACCGCGACCUCGCAUACCAGAUCCUCAACUGGAUCGAGAGUAUCGUCAAGAACUUUGGCGGCGCCUCUCCUCCAGAGCUAUCUUCCAUCGCUCAAGUUCUCGUACGCGACGGACAGAUGCAUCUCGGAGAGGGCCUUGAAACCUUGCGCGACGAGCCGCCCCAUAUUCUCAUUGGCACACCACAAGCCCUCCUCGACGUCUAUCGCGAGGACCCCAACGCCUUCUGCCGCAGUGCGCUUUCCACUGUCUUCGUCGAUGAAGUCGACUACCUCGUCGAGACUGUACGCGACCUUGGCCCGGAGCAAUCGAACAAGCGGCGCGCGUUGGAGCGUCGGAUUCGCAAGCACCCAGGCCCGACGCGCGAACUUCUCGACAUCAUAUACGAAGACCGCCUACGCAGAAAUGCGGAGCUCCUCGAGAGCGAGUACGAACACGACGACGAGGCUGGCGUUGCAUCGAAAAGGGAAACUAUCGGGGGACCCCAGUUGGUGCUGGCGAGCGCGACACUGCCGGGCCACCUAAGCUCGUACGUCUUCGGGCAGAGUGGAUGGUUUGCGAGGCAUGAUUAUGUGCGUAUAACGAAGAGCAAGGACGACAGUUCAUCUGUGAGCAAGACUAUGGGGCUUGGCGGCACUGGUGUCGAGCAUUCCGUCAUUCUUGUUGGGCCGAACAGUGCGACCAAUAUUCCUGGAGCAGAGCCGUCGACACAGGCAACCGAGCUUCCAUCAGUCUUGUCAGAGGACGAGCAAGCGCUCGACGAGGAUGCCUUGAGCAAAGAAGAGAAGCGAGGCGAACCCCAAAGGUUUGCCGGCAAGCGGUCGCCCUACAAUCCAGAUGUCAUGGAGGCCAUUGCUACGGCAUUCGCGUUAGACGUCCCUUCUGUGGCGCUCCUUGUGCUGCCUACAUCGGCCAACGUGAAGCGCGCAGUGUACGAUCUUCGCGAGCUCGGUGUCAAUGCGCGACCGCUGGACCUUGCCCAGCAACGAGGUCUUUUGACAGGAACGCAAGAAGCGAGGAGCAAUCCGAUGAUGCUGGUAUCGACUUUCUCUGCUAUCCGGGGGCUCGAUUUACCCGACCUCACGCAUGUUUUCAUCCUUGGCGUCCUGGAGAGGGAGAUUGUGCCCCGCGCCACUGACGCGUAUGUUCACAUUGCAGGACGCGUGGGUCGUUCAGGACGAGGGGGGAAGGUGGUCUCGUUUAUCGAGACGACGGAGGCGGAUGGUGCUGCGUACGACCCGGACGCUGCGCCUGAGGAAAAGGCGGCUGCGCGCCAGGGAGACCUGUGGCGACUGCAGCGGGUGUUGAAGCGGCUGUCGCUGAGACCGAGGGCGUUCCCGCACUUUGAUGACGUAGAGUACGAGGAGGAAGUGUAG
Schizophyllum commune H4-8 is the source of this 1836-nucleotide messenger RNA. RefSeq names its product P-loop containing nucleoside triphosphate hydrolase protein. The record is from RefSeq and is a predicted model, not a curated record. The transcript has 4 exons. The coding region runs from base 1 to 1836 and encodes 611 amino acids. Gene Ontology annotation, molecular function: nucleic acid binding; ATP binding. Lineage: Eukaryota; Fungi; Basidiomycota; Agaricomycetes; Agaricales; Schizophyllaceae.